AACAGAUUUUGGCGCUGAAAAUUCUAAACCGCUGACAUUUGUGCACACUCUUCAUCGAUUCAGACGUAAUUUUUUUGUUGUUGAAUUUUUCGAAAUAUUUUGGUAAAAAAAAUGGCUUUGUGGGUUGAUAAGCACCGGCCACGAACACUUGACACCUUGGAUUAUCACAAGGAUCAGGCACAACAGUUGAAGAAUUUAGCACAGCAAAGCGAUUUUCCACAUUUGAUGUUCUUCGGUCCAAGCGGUGCUGGCAAAAAAACUCGCAUCUUGUGCUUGUUGCGUGAACUUUACGGCGAAGGUGUUGAGCAUAUCAAAAAUGAAAUAUUUCACUUCACAACGGCAUCGAAUAAGAAAAUGGAAAUUCUCACCAUCGGCAGUAAUUACCAUUUGGAAAUUAAUCCAUCGGAUGCCGGUAUUCAUGAUCGUAUCGUUGUCGUUGAACUCAUCAAACAAAUUGCUCAAACACGCAAUUUGAAUUCCGCUGGCCAACGAGAAUUCAAAGUGAUUGUUCUAUCCGAGGUAGAUUCACUGACAAAGGAUGCUCAACAUGCACUGCGUCGAACGAUGGAAAAGUACAUGAGCACAUGCCGUAUUAUUUUGUGCGUGAAUUCAACGUCACGAGUCAUUCCGGCCAUUCGCAGUCGUUGCUUGGGUAUUCGCGUCUCUGCCCCAACUGUUAAUGACGUUGCUGGUAUUUUAGAGAAAAUCUGUAAGAAAGAAAAUUGUACGAUUCCCCGUGAAUUGGCUGAACGUAUGGCAACUCAAUCCGAUCGAAAUCUCCGCCGUGCCAUUUUAUUGUUGGAAGCGACUCGGGCUCAACAGUAUCCAUUUACGGCCAAUCAGAAGAUCAUGGACCUCGAAUGGCAAAUAUUUUUGCGUGAAACAGCCAAUCAAAUCCUCUCUGAACAAACCCCGGCUAAAUUGGAAAAAGUUCGUGAACGCUUGUACGAGUUACUGGCCCAAGGCAUUCCAGCUGACACCAUCUUCAAAACAUUGGUCGAGAAUUUGGUAAAAAAGUGUGAUAUGACGUUGAAAGCAAAAACGGUCGAGUUUGCAUGCAUCUACGAGCACCGCAUGCAACAAGGUAGCAAACACAUUUUCCACCUGGAAGCAUUCGUCGCAAAUUUCAUGGCGAUUUACAAGAAAUUCAUGAACGAAAUGAUGGCCAUGGAUGAAUUCUAAACACAAUGCAUUUCAUCUCAUUUUUAAGUUAUACCGUUUAUUCAGAAUAAAAUGUAACAAUAUGUCAAUCCAAAAUAAAAUUUACCAAACAUUUGUUAAA
Sitodiplosis mosellana (orange wheat blossom midge) is the source of this 1282-nucleotide messenger RNA. RefSeq names its product replication factor C subunit 3 (gene RfC38). Gene Ontology annotation, molecular function: ATP hydrolysis activity; DNA binding; DNA clamp loader activity. Gene Ontology annotation, biological process: DNA-templated DNA replication; DNA repair. Bases 112 to 1182 code for a protein of 356 amino acids. The transcript has 3 exons. Gene Ontology annotation, cellular component: DNA replication factor C complex; nucleus. The record is from RefSeq and is a predicted model, not a curated record. Lineage: Eukaryota; Metazoa; Arthropoda; Insecta; Diptera; Cecidomyiidae.